Messenger RNA from Humulus lupulus (European hop), 612 nucleotides. RefSeq lists its product as uncharacterized. The record is from RefSeq and is a predicted model, not a curated record. Gene Ontology annotation, biological process: defense response. The transcript has a single exon. NCBI's taxonomy places the organism in Eukaryota, Viridiplantae, Streptophyta, Magnoliopsida, Rosales, Cannabaceae. The coding region runs from base 1 to 612 and encodes 203 amino acids.
AUGAAUCACUGUCAUCCAUCUCCGGCGGCCGGCCGGCAAAGAAUAUCGGCGCCAAGGCUGAGAGAGAUAGAGGUGCUCAUAAUCUCAGCCCAAGGUCUAAAGAACGUGAAGCACGUGACCAAAAUGAGGUCGUACGCGGAGGUCUACGUGGAGAGAGACAUCCACGUGGCGAGAACCCACGUGGACGAGAAGGGCGAGACGGACCCCACGUGGAACGAGGUCGUGAAGGUGAAGUUCCGGGAAGGCUUGCCGGAGAGCGACGUGUUAGCGGCGCUGAACGUGGACAUAUACGCGCACGGUCACGUGAUGAGGGAGAAGCCCGUUGGGAGCGCUAGGGUUCUUCUCUGCGACGUGCUGAAGGGUGGCGACGCCGCCGAACCGGCGGACAACCCGGUUCAGGUGAUGACGGUUCAGGUGUGGAGGCCCUCCGGUCGGCCUCAUGGGUUGCUGAACCUGUGGGUUCCGCCGACUGGGAGGUUCUUGAUAAUGAAGGAGUCUUUGUCUUUUAGUGUGAAGGCGGAGGAGGAGGAGGAGGUGGCAGUGGCGGUGGUCGGAGGAGAGGAGGUAGUGACAAAUGGUGAGGAAGAGUGUAGACCAACACGUGCAUGUUAG